This is a messenger RNA of Vanrija pseudolonga, 1845 nucleotides long. RefSeq names its product Forkhead box protein D4 (gene Foxd4). Bases 1 to 1845 code for a protein of 614 amino acids. The transcript is spliced from 3 exons. Gene Ontology annotation, molecular function: DNA-binding transcription factor activity; sequence-specific DNA binding. NCBI's taxonomy places the organism in Eukaryota, Fungi, Basidiomycota, Tremellomycetes, Trichosporonales, Trichosporonaceae. Gene Ontology annotation, biological process: regulation of DNA-templated transcription. The record is from RefSeq and is a predicted model, not a curated record.
AUGAACACGCGCUCGAGCACACCCCCCACACCCAGCCCGGCCCCGCGCUUCAAGGCCGACUCAGAGGGCUACCAGUACCUCGACAAGCGUCCCUCGCUCAACCGCCAUGCGACGUUCACCAGCCAUAACGGCCGCGCCGAUGGCGACCAAUACUACACACAGAGCCAAAACCCCGACAGCCGCGAGCAGAGCGCUCCGCCCCUGAGCUCCUCGACUACGUCGAGCCUCACCGACUCGCCCGUCCUCGAGACGCCCACAACGACGAGCCAGGAGCUCGAAAUCCACAUGCACAGCCAGGAAGCCAAGGCCAGCGACGAGCACGAACAACAGCAGCAGCAGCGCUUCCCCAAGCUCCAGGUCCUAGACACACUCGACCUCCUCGGCUACCGCCCCACCGCGACCGGCCUCGUGGCUGAUCCCAACAACCAGGCCUCGGCCUCCACGGUCCAGCACCUCGCCUCAGCCCCUGCGCCCGGCGGCACAUCACCAACGGCGUUUGCCACCACUACCACUCCGCCUCCUCCCGAGAUCAAGCCCUUGAUCCGCGAAGCCAUCGCCUUCCCGUCCGCUGCCACUGCCGCCACCCAGCACCACGGCGCAUACGGUCUCGGCUCUCCGUACCAGCAGGCGCGCGUGUACCAGUACGGCGGGAGUCAAUACACCAGCCAGCAGUUUGCCGACGACGCGGCGUCGUACGCCAGCUCGGCCGCCUCGCCGACCACCGCCACCCAGCAGCACGGUCAGGGCAGUUUCAACAACAGCAACGGCGGCGGCGGCGCUGUCCCCCAGUCCUCGCCGACGUUUGACCAGCAGCAGACGUACAGCCCCCAGGUUGGAGCGACGUGGUACCCCAACGACUACAGCACGCCGUACGCUCGCCAGUCGCAUAUGCAGGGAGCGCCAAAGCAGCCAGAGCCCAUCCUCGCCCCCGGAGAGCAGCCUGCUCCUCGUCCGGCUCCCUCGUACGCGGCCCUCAUUGGCGAGGCUCUGCUCCUCUCGCCUCCGCCCCACCAGCUCUAUGUAUCGGAGAUCUCGGAGAGCAUCAAGAAGAGGUACCCUUACUACCGCCAGAACCCGUCCAAGAUCUACAAUGGUGUCCGCCACCAGACGUCGAUGUGCAAGGCGUUUGUCAAGCUCCCGCGCCCGUUCGGCGACCAGUCGGGCGGCGCGCGCAAGUGGGCGAUCCGCCAGGGGUGCCAGUCGUGGUUCUCGCCUAGCGGCUUCCACCCGCCCAGCCAGAUGAACAUGAGCACCAAGCAGAGAGGCGGGGGCAAGAUCAAGACCGUGUCCAAGGGCGGCGGAGGCGGCAAGGAGCGCCGCGGGUCCUCGCCCAUCUCGUACAGCGGCAACGUCGCCGGCCCGUCGUCCGGCAGCCCAUGGGACCCGGCCCGCGAGCCCCACCCUUACCAGCCUGGUGCGGGCGGCCAGCUCCAGCAGGUCGUCAUGCAGCCCAUCCAGCAGCAGCAGGUGUCGUACUACACCCAGCCGACGGCGUACCACUACGCUCCGAACCACCCGCCCCAGCCGUACCCGCAACAGGUUUGGAGCGGCGCGUACGCCGCCAGCCACCAGAGCUACCCCCAGCAGCACCAGCAGACCGUCAGCCAGCAGCAGCAGCAGGACUUCCAGCCGGUCGAGACGUGGCGCCAGCAGGCGGCCAUGACCAUGGCCCCUGGCACGGGCUACGAGACCCGCUCGCGCGCCGCCACCAACAACGACACCAGCGGCGGUGUCCACCAGUCGGCCCAGGGCCACUACAACCUCCAGCAGGGCCCCAACUACACCCAGGCAGAGAGCCACGACGUCGACGGCGAGUCGGACACCGACGACGAGGGGCACGACUAG